Messenger RNA from Dendroctonus ponderosae (mountain pine beetle), 674 nucleotides. RefSeq lists its product as uncharacterized. Lineage: Eukaryota; Metazoa; Arthropoda; Insecta; Coleoptera; Curculionidae. The record is from RefSeq and is a predicted model, not a curated record. The transcript is spliced from 2 exons. Bases 106 to 507 code for a protein of 133 amino acids.
UUUGUCCAAGAAAAUGUUUCUUAAGUUAAGUUGUUUAUUAUAAAGGGUUUCGAUAACAGUAUCAUCUUUAAUAUUUUCCAGUGCUUUUUCUACCAGUAAAAAAUCAUGCUUACUUAUAACUGGGAUAUUUGUAAGGACAUUAAUCUAUCGUUUGAAAUUGCAAUUGAGAACACGUUUCGGAUCAGCUCAAACGACGUAUUCGACGACAAGAUUCUACUCCUAAGAACUUGGCUGAACUGGAAAACGCAGUUCUUCAAGGAUGGCACAACAUGCCCCAAUAAUUCAUUACAAACCUUUUUUAUGACAUUACAAGACGUAUCGAGGGACGUUAUUCGAGCUAGAGGUGGCAAUCUAUGGCAUCUACUGAAUCGGUUAAAGAGGGAAACUUUAGAGCAUGGCAAAGGCGAGGAAAAUAAACCUCCAGAACUGUUUGAUACCGUAAAAUGUCAGAAAGUUCAGUAUUUCGCCCACAUAAUGAGAAACCCAAAUAGAUACGGCCUGCUAUAAGAAAUCCUACAAGACAAAAUAGCUUAAAUUAGCGAAUAAACUAACAACAUUAAAACUUAUGAUAAUAUGGUUUGGAUUUAUAUCUAUGAAUAGGACCCAAUUUGACAGUCAUAAUAAUUACCAAGACAAAGAGACCCGAUUUCAAAUAAAUUAUUUUCUUAAAUUGA